CAAAACACCUUAAGAACUUAAAGUACAUCAGUGUAAUAGUAAUAGCUUUAUAGAGAAUCUACCACCUCAAAGAAGAGGUGUUCUGCUUUUAGACAGCUCUAGUUUUUAGGAAGAUUUUUCUUACAUCAGCUCUAAAUUAAGCUCUUUGAAAUUUCCAUCCAUCAGUCCUAGUUCUGGGCCAAAAAAAAUCCAUGAGACCUCCAAUAGCUGGAAGUAUGGAGAUCAGAGACAAAGCACUGGACCUGGAGGCCCCAAGAUUUGGGUUCCAAACUAGUCUUAGAUAUUUAUCAGCUGUACGGUUCUUGACAAACUGUUCCAUCUCUCUGGGCCUCAGUUUCCUCAUCUGAAAAAAUGAGAGAGUUAGACCCAAUAAUUCUAAAGUCCCUUCCAGCUCUGAAUUUAUAAUUCUAUGAUCGCCUAUUCUCCAAUCUAAAUGGCCCCAGUUCCUUAAAUUAAUCUUUGUAUGAUCUAAACCACAGAUCUUCUACUGCCUUAGAGGCUCUCCAACUUUUCAGUAUCCUUUAUAACACUUGAUAAUGAGAACUGAAGACAAUAAUCCAGAUGUGGUCUGAGCAGGAUGGAGGACAACAGUACAAUGGCCCAGAGUCUCAGUGCACCCAAAGGUGUCUUAGCAGUUUUGAUGACCAGCUCAGUAGUGAGAUUUAAGAUUAUGGCAGGGGUUGGACUAGCCCUCUGAGGUUUCUUACAACUUAGAAGCAAAUACUCUUCAUUAUCUGUUCCUUUCAGCCUGGGACACAAGAUCAGAGAACCAGAAUUUAGUGAGAAAGCACAGAGGCUCACUGGGCAUAUUCACAGGAAGAGAGAAUAUUCUCCAAAAUGACCCAUUGGAGGAAGGUCCUGUUAAGGAGUUCAGGCUGUGGAAGCAAAUGACAAAUCUUACAGUGGAGGCUCCAGAGAAAGUCCUUUCCCAAGAAGGAUACCUCAGUGAAUGGACUCUCUUUCCCAAGGAAACAUCCAGUGGUCAGAGGGACUAUGAAUGUACUGACUUUGAGAGAAAAUCUGGGCACUCAAGAUCAUGCUUUCAUAACAGAUUGAAGAAUCGCUCUCAUUACCAGCCAAUCUUUAUUCCAUAUCAGAGGAAUAAGAGAUCCUCUGACUGUGAGGACUGCAGAAGGGUUGUGAGCCAGAACAUACAUCCUGUCCAACAUCAGAGGAUUCAUACUGUAAAGAAACCAUUUGAAUGUAAAGAAUGUGGAAAGUCUUUUAGUUGGAGUUCAGGACUUACUGAACACCAGAGAAUUCACACUGGAGAGAAACCGUACAAAUGUAAAAAAUGUGAGAAGGCCUUCAGCCAAAGCUCAACACUUACUCGCCAUGAGAGAAUUCACACUAAAGAGAAACCAUAUAAAUGUAAGGAAUGUGGGAAGGCCUUUAAUAGAAGCUCAAUCCUUACUCAGCACAAGAGAGUGCACACUGAAGAGAAACCGUAUAAAUGUAAAGACUGUGGAAAAUAUUUCCGCCAGACUUCAGCUCUUAUUACACACAAAAGAAUUCACAGUGGAGAAAAACCCUAUGAGUGUAAGGAAUGUGGUAAAGCCUUUAGGCAAAGCUCAGCACUUAGUAAACACCACAAAGUUCACACUGAAGAGAAAUUUUAUAAAUGUAAGGAGUGUGGGAAGGCCUUCCGGCAGAGUUUAACCCUUAUUCAACAUAAGAGGGGUCACACUGAAAAGAAAUUCUAUAAAUGUAAAGAAUGUGGGAAAACCUUUAGUCAGAACUCUGUCCUGAGACAGCACCAGAGAGUUCACACUGCAGAAAAACCAUUUAAAUGUAAAGAAUGUGGAAAGGCCUUUACCUACUCUUCAUCCCUUAUUAAACAUAAGAGAAUUCACAGUGGAGAAAAACCCUACAAAUGUGAUGAAUGUGGCUCAGCCUUCAGGCAUAAGUCAUAUCUUACGGAACACCUGAGGAUACACACCGAAGAGAAACAUUAUAAAUGUAAGGAAUGUGGGAAGGCUUUUACUCGAAGCUCCCACCUUAUUCAACAUCAUAAAAUUCACACUGGAGAGAAACCCUAUAAAUGCAAGGAAUGUGGGAAGGCCUUCAGCCAGAUCUCCGCCCUCAUUAUGCACGAAAGAAUUCACAGUGGAGAGAAACCUUAUAAAUGUGAGGAAUGUGGAAAAUCUUUCAGCCAGCGCUCAAAUCUUGCUCAGCAUCGGAAAAUCCACACGGGCGAGAGACCUUAUAAAUGUAAAGAAUGUGGGAAGGCCUUCAGCCAGAGCUCAGCCCUUACUACACAUGAAAGAAUUCACAGUGGAGAAAAACCUUAUGAAUGUGGGAAAUGUGGAAAAUCAUUCAGUCAGCGCUCAAACCUCACUCAACAUCAGAGAAUCCACACUGGAGAGAAACAUGAAUGCCCCUGAUGUUCAGUCUGGAGAGUCUGAGUUCAGUCUGAGGAGUCAUGUUGGAGAAAUGCAGCAAUGUAAUGACCAUGGGACAGCUUUUACUUUGGAAAUGUCUUAUUGAAAACUGCAAGCACCACUCUGGACAGAAACCCGAAGAACACAAGCAAUGUAGAAAAGUGGUCUCUCCCACUUCAUUAUAAGUAAACUUAUUCUGGAGGAAAUCCUACAAAAGUGAAGAUUAUAGGAAAGGGAUGAAUCCAUCACCACAGAACAAGAAAUAGGAAAAUUCACAAACCCCAAUGAAUACAGGCAUGAGGUUUGGGCAAAGAAUAGGAUUUAUUUACACCAAGAAGCCAGCUUGCUAGGAAGACAGACUUCUUGGUGGGCAAGGUCCUGUUAGGAAUAUAAUAAAGGGAAGAAAAUAUUUUUAGCAGUGGGCAAGAUCCUGUUAGGACUUCUGCAAAG
Messenger RNA from Antechinus flavipes (yellow-footed antechinus), 2831 nucleotides. Its product is annotated as zinc finger protein OZF-like. The transcript has a single exon. Lineage: Eukaryota; Metazoa; Chordata; Mammalia; Dasyuromorphia; Dasyuridae. The record is from RefSeq and is a predicted model, not a curated record. The coding region runs from base 888 to 2384 and encodes 498 amino acids.